Racocetra persica is the source of this 384-nucleotide messenger RNA. The record is from the annotation of a GenBank genome assembly. NCBI's taxonomy places the organism in Eukaryota, Fungi, Glomeromycota, Glomeromycetes, Diversisporales, Gigasporaceae.
UACCUGCUAUAAUGUCUCUAGAAGAUCUACCUUAUGCUGCAGAUGCAGAAGCACCAUUAUCUAACGAAGAAUUAAAUGUACUUCGUAGACAAUAUGAAAGGGAAGAAGGCGACGUUACAACACAGACAAAAUUCAAUUAUGCGUGGGGCCUGAUCAAAAGUAGAAGGAAAAAUGAACAGCAAUUAGGUGUUAAGCUACUUGCAGAGAUAUUUAAAGAAUCGCCUGAACGUCGUCGCGAGUGUCUAUAUUAUCUUGCCUUGGGUCACUAUAAAUUAGGAGAAUAUACGCAUGCCAGGUAUUAUAAUAGUGAACUUCUCCAAAGGGAACCAAAUAAUCUACAAGCUAAAAGCUUAAAAAAUCUUAUAGAAGAUAAACUUAACAGAG